This is a messenger RNA of Drosophila kikkawai, 674 nucleotides long. RefSeq lists its product as uncharacterized. The record is from RefSeq and is a predicted model, not a curated record. NCBI's taxonomy places the organism in Eukaryota, Metazoa, Arthropoda, Insecta, Diptera, Drosophilidae.
UGCUUUUCUGCUGAAUGUCUGGAGCUUACAAUAUGCGCUUAAAUUUAUUUUAUUUGGCUUUUCUCGGAGUGCUUUUAUACCACUCUAGUUUAGCAGUCGUUUUCAAGUUUACCAACCUUGUGUGCGAGAGCUACAAUAAAUCCUGGUUCCAAUUCCACGAGUGUCGCCUGAAGGCCGUGUCGCGCGACAGAGUCGUUAUGAAUAUGAACGGAACUAUCCUCCAUCCUGUUUAUAACGCCCAAACCCAGGGCAAGUUGUUCAAGAGGGCGAAUGGCUACAAGCCUUGGCUCCUUAACGCCGAAGUUGAUUCCUGUCGCUUUAUGCGAAAGACCUACUACCCGCCAGCUAAAAUAAUUUAUAGCCUUUUCCAGGAGUUUACUAAUAUCAACCAUACGUGUCCUUAUGUGGGCCCACAGUACCUCAGGGGAUUCUAUCUCAAGCCAGAAUUAUUGCUUCUCCCAUUUCCAACUGGCGACUAUAUGUUGUCCUUGAGAUGGUUCUUUGAUCACAAACUACAAUUCGAUACCAAUAUCAGUUUUGUGUUUGUUGAGGAUAUAAGCAAAAUUUAAAUUUAUUAAACAUAAUUUUAAGGAUCAAACUUGACCAAAAAUGAUUGGUUUUUAAAAUUGGUAAAAUGAUCCUUAAGCUGUCUUACGAGAGAUCUAGCCAAAAUA